Molecule: messenger RNA, 900 nt
Organism: Eucalyptus grandis
Lineage: Eukaryota; Viridiplantae; Streptophyta; Magnoliopsida; Myrtales; Myrtaceae
Exons: 1
Coding region: 1-900 (299 amino acids)
Source: RefSeq, a predicted model, not a curated record
AUGUAUAAGCGUGAUCGUCCUUGGGGCAUCACCACUUUUUCUAAUAGCUGCAAUUUUCCAUUUUCUGUGGCUAAAAAGGUCAUCUCUUGUCUCCAAGAAGCUGGUGAGAAAAUUAUAAGAGGCCGUGGUCCAGGGGAAAGACUAAUGAUUGCGAAUAUGAAGCACGUGUCAAGGAAUCCCUUUAUUAAGAAACUAUGGAUUUAUAUCUUUAAGGAGGUCAAACGCAAAUCUGAGAAUGCAAAUGAUCUGGCAGAGGUGAGGGAAAUAUUUGAGGCUCGAGGUAACCUAUUUCUCGAAAGUACGCCAGUGGGAAUCGAAUGCGGCCAUCUUUUAAUGUAUGUCACUGAGGUUAAUUACAUCGAUAGUAUAAUGAUGUGGCAUCUUGCUACCGAAAUGUGGUACGAGAACGAAAAAUCUACUGGCAAAAACGAUGAAAGGGAAUUCAGUAAGAUCCUCUCCGACUACAUGCUAUAUCUUUGCCUUAAUCAGCCCAACUUGGCAUUUUCUGUGGAGGGGGUUGCCCAAAUGGAAUCAGUGGCGAGGGUGCGCAAGCUAUGGGGCCAUGUUGAUGGUGCGACCAAGGAUGUGAAGGGGCUGUGGGAGAUAUUGUCAGGUAUUUGCGAACCGACAUCCCUGCUCCGUGGACCGGGGAUUUUGGCUCUAAAGUUGGGUAGCCUUGAGGAUUUGAAGGGGAGGGUGAUGAGCGGAGUAUGGGUUGAGAUGCUGUCAUAUGCAGCAAGUCAUAUAAGGGGAGAGGCACAUGGGAAGGUGCUAAGCAAAGGUGGAGAGCUUCUAACCUUUGUCUGGCUAUUAAUGGCUCAUUUCGGCUGUCUAUAUAUACCUGAAUGGGGCAUGCACUAUGAACCCUUGGGGGAAUGGACCAAUUUCUCUAACUUCUAA